This is a messenger RNA of Cloeon dipterum, 2944 nucleotides long. RefSeq names its product titin-like. NCBI's taxonomy places the organism in Eukaryota, Metazoa, Arthropoda, Insecta, Ephemeroptera, Baetidae. The transcript has 5 exons. The record is from RefSeq and is a predicted model, not a curated record. Bases 274 to 2808 code for a protein of 844 amino acids.
GCUUUGCGAGAAACCCCUUCUACUCCGCGCCGGCGGACGGGCCCUACUUUCUUCGCCAGCCGGGAUGGCCUGCAGAAAGAAAGAAGACUCUUCUUCUAACCCACUCGGUCAGUCGCUCCGCAGACACUCGCUCGCUCGUCCGUCCGUCCGCCCGUCUGACAGCUAGCUGCCGCGCGUGUGCCAAAGGACAGCUACACCGCACAGGACUGCACUCUGCGUCCCAGGGCACAUGAGUGCCUGUCUGUUCGCGCAAGAGGGACACAAAGCGCAGCCAUGAAGAAAUCGUCUAGCUCUGCCCCAGCAAAUUCAGGUGUCUUGACCCUGGCCGCUUGCUGCAUCCUGCUGGCCACUUGCAGCCAAGCCAGGAGGAUCUCCCAUAGGCAUGACGUCGCCGCGCCGCACGAGGCACUCGACACUGGUGGUUGGCGUCCUGUAGUAGAAAGCGGCAGACCAAGUUUGGAUCAAGUGGCGGUCGCACCAACAGGCUACGAUGGCGAUACGGACCUCGUUCCUCCCCCGAGAAGAAUCGCUGCAAAAGGAGCGAAAAAACGGGUUGCCCAAGCCGCGGCGUCUUCAUAUUCGACUCCGUCAUUCGCUGCCAGCCCUGUCCGCUUUCCAGGAGAGCAAGAAGCGAAGAGUAAGAGACGCCCGAUUCGCAGGAACCGACCUGGUGCAGGACACUUGAGACCGUAUAUUGCCCAAGAGAGCGCCCAGCAGCAAGUGCGUUUCAAACCAUCUCCUCCAGCUCCGGAAAAUCUUUGGGUGGAGCCCACUGAACCGACGGUUGGCUUUUUCACGCCGCAGCAAUACAAUGAGGGUCCGCUGCAACUGGCCAUCGCCUCUCAAAGCCAUCAGGAGCACCAGCAGCAGCACCAGCAGCAACAAGUGCACCAUCAGCAGCACCACCAACAGCAAGUCCACCAGCAGCAGAAAUUGCACCAUCAGCCGGAGCAGCAACAGCAAGUGGUCAGCACUCAGCAGGUCUUUGGCAACCCGGCCUUCUUCGAUUUAGGAUCCUCCUCCAUCAGACGCCCUCAGGAUAACACUUUCAUUGAGCCGUCCGUGUACGAAAACGAGGUUAUCCAAGGAGUGCACCACCUGGCGGUAAAUGCACCACCCCAGUAUCAGAUUGACACCCCCUCGUCACCGCCACCUGUGAGGAGAAGAAAGCAAAAGCCCCGCCCCGCUACUCAGGCCACGCCGAUCGACCCUGAUAUGCACAGAGGCACUGAAAUUCACGAGGUCCCCGUUUGGACCACGGAGGCCCCUGUGAUCCACAGAAGGCCUCAACCUGAGGUGCACGUUGAGGAAGAGGAGCAGGAGCCAGUGAGACCAAGGAGACCCUUCAGGCCCCCUGCGCCAGUUCAAGAGCAACUUGAUGACGACAUGGAAGUGCCUGUUUUCAAAAUGAGACCCAGAAAACCAAUCGUCACCCUAACAGCCGAGGAGAACACACAUCAAGAGGAAAGGCCUCGUAUCAGGAGACCUCACCCCGCAACUGCACCAGUGGUUCAAGAAGACCUCGAAGAAGAGGUCAGCCCCGCGAGGCCACUGCAAGAGGAAGAGAGGCCCCUGAAGAGGCGCCGGCCCCGUCCCCCAGUUGAGGGAAAAAGACGUCGUCGCCCCAAGCCCAGACCGCAGCCAGUGAUUGUUGUCGAAGAAGAGGAGCAACAACAGCCACAGCCUGAAAUUGAGGAGGACAGAAAUGUGCACAGGAGGCCUAUUCCAAGCUGGCCGACCAAGCCGGCGGUGACCGAGGAGUCGGUUCAGGAGCAACAACCUGAAGUGGAACAGGAAAACUACCCUUCAGUGUUCCCUCUGCAGCACCAACAGCAAAAGGAAGAAAUCAUCCCCGAAGACUCCCCGUCUGAGGAGACCGUGGAGGAAACUUUCCCGAGCAGUGUUGAGGCUUUCGAAUCACAGCCCGUUCCUGAGGAACCCAAUCCCCAGGAGCCAAAUCAGGUUUCUUCCACGGAAGGUUUGUUCUCCAUCCCACCAAAGCGGAAACGCCCAGAGGUGUUCGAGAGCACCGCAGCUCCGGCUCCAGUAGUCACGACCACGACUGCCGCGCCCCUGACCACCACCGCCUCCAUCAGCAGCAGACUGAGAGCAAAACUCAACGGAUCCAGGCCUCGUUUCAGCCUGAACAACAUCAAGGAGAGGUUGCGUCAGCAGCAGGAACAAUCGGAAAACAAGGAGGAACAGGUGACCACUGAGGCAACCAGACCUGGAAGGUUCCAGGUCGGUACGCUACCAACGACAACCUCUGAGGCGCCAGUAGAGAGACAAACUUUCAGACCUUCAAUGAACAGAUACACCCGGCCACCGUUGUCCAGUCGGUAUCGCAACCCUACCGCCACUACCACUGAGGCACCAGACGUCUUGACCACAACCCCCGCCGCCGCAAGGAGGGCCAUCCCAAGCCUGUACAACAAAGAGAGAAGGCCACUGCUGAGGACGAGAACCACCACUGAGGCGCCACUCACGACCACAGAAGAAAUUGUUGUCCCACACGAGGAGGAUGAGGACAAGGAUAUGGAAAGCACGACGCAAGAAAUGGAGGAGAUGACCACUAUCAUGCCGGUCAGCUCCACCACUCCCGAGUACUUAUCGUACGCGAGCAGGGUGACGGAUCUCACGUCUUCGGCCACCGCGUUCAAACCUCUGAGUUUCUUCAGCGCGGUGCCCGCCAACGGAGUCCACCCUUCGCAGUUGCGAUUCACCAUGGCCACCGAGGACCCGAUUCUGCCUAUUGAGGCCUUCUUCCCUGCGUUCGCGUCGAAACCAGCCCCACCUCACGGAGAAUAACUCAACGAUUAUGCUGCUGUAGAUAAUACUAGUUUAACUUAAAAACCAAUGUAAAAAUGAAUUAUUUGUAAUUAUUUUUAAGGUAUUUAUUUCCUAGUUUGUAACAUGCAAUAAAUAAUAAGUCAUAAAAUAAAUA